UUCAUCUAAACCUAAACCUAGCCGCAAGUGGGUUGGUCGAGAGAGUGGGAGAGACGCUAUCUCCUUGCCGCCAUCGCUCCUCCCUCUUCUUCUUCUCCUUAUUCUCAUCGUCGUUCUUCUCCGUGCGAAUCGCGCAUCACCGCCGCCUCGGUUCGUCUCUACCUUGCGCAGUUCGCCAUCGAAGGAGCCAUCGACGCUGGAGUUAGAGCCUCCGUUGUUGUUUUCGUUGCACCUGUGAGGAAGAAAAGAUACGAGGAUUUGAGGAAGAAAAGUUACGAGGAGUUGAGGAGAUCGCAUCAUCACCACAGCAUGUCGUCACCACCGAUCACCGAUCUGCGCCACUAUGGGCCGAAAGUCACUGGAGGACUAGCCUUCAAUUCCGAAUACCUAGAUCCACCGAGACGAGUGCAAAUCGUGAAGGUUAAGUGUUCUCCUUUUUAAUUUCUUGCGCAGCAAGUGAUCUAUUCCUAAGCCCUAACUCCGUGUGUUCGUGUAGUUGUCAUCGCGCGUGAGCCAUACCGAUCUGAUCUUCUCUCACAUUUCCGUGUCAUUCCAUCUUCGAUCUAAGACAAGGGAGGAAUAAAUGAAGAGUAGGAUUAACAUGUUUCAGACAUAAAUUAGCUGUGGGCGUUCGUAUCUUCGAAUCAGUGCAUCGACCACGAAGGUGCUCUACCAGAAUCCAUGUAAACACAUGACCUUGUGUAUGGACUGUGGGAGAAGGUGCUCUACCAGAAUCCAUGUAAACACAUGACCUUGUGUAUGGACUGUGGGAGAACUAUGGUGGUUGAAAAGGAGACCUGCGACGAGUGCAAAACCGUUUUCAGUCGAUUGAUUCAGGAAUUUUAUAUCAAGCCCACGUCUGAAGAGGAGAAUGAGAGGGCGGGGCGCUUUUUCGCCUCGUUCCCACCUGAUGCCAAGGCUCUAGAUUCUGCGCCUGGAACAUUGUGUACUUUUACCGACGAUAAGAAAGGAGGUCCGCCGGUUAUGAAGCAUGAAGGCAUAAAUCAGGAGUACGAAGCUUCUCGGAUUGUAUUCCCAGAUCUUGCUGGUGCUGUUAGUAGGGGUUCUUAUGUGUUGAUUCCAGAAGAAAACAGCCCCAAUUAUCUGGCCGUCCCUUGCGAUUCUUGGUUUGAGAUGACCAAAAAGACUCCUCCUAGCGCCGGGACCAUCGUGGGAAAUCAGAGCAGCGAAGAUGCUCCGGUUCCAGUUAGUGCACGAGACAUGAUGAGGAUUGCCAAGGAGAAGUAUGCUGCGGAGAGAGAAGCCAAUAGGAUCCGCUUCACCAGAAACGAGGGAACAAGUUCCGGCAUCGGCGAGGGAACAAGUUCCGGCAUCGGCGAGGGAACAAGUUCCGGCAUCGGCGAGGGAACAAGUUCCGGCAUCGGCGGUGAAGACGAGUCGCCUAUGGGAGACGGUUUUGACGCCGAGAGAGAGGCUUCCAAUGAUGAUGAAGAAGACUGAAAUGAGUAACGAAGAAGAUGAAGUAUUCAGUAGUAAUCGGUGAAUCCAUGGUCACCUUCGUGUUUCUUUUUUUUUUCUUUUUCUGGACAUUCAAUAAUCCAUGGUGUGGACAGCUUUUUCCUUUAUCUGUUUGUUUGAAUUUGUUUGAAUUUUAACUCAGACUCGUUUAGAAUUACUAAAUAAAAAAAGGAAAAACAGGUCAAAUCAAU
Eutrema salsugineum is the source of this 1670-nucleotide messenger RNA. Its product is annotated as transcription initiation factor IIF subunit alpha-like. The transcript has 6 exons. NCBI's taxonomy places the organism in Eukaryota, Viridiplantae, Streptophyta, Magnoliopsida, Brassicales, Brassicaceae. Bases 748 to 1461 code for a protein of 237 amino acids. The record is from RefSeq and is a predicted model, not a curated record.